This is a messenger RNA of Babesia ovata, 3132 nucleotides long. Its product is annotated as HSA family protein. Lineage: Eukaryota; Apicomplexa; Aconoidasida; Piroplasmida; Babesiidae. Bases 1 to 3132 code for a protein of 1043 amino acids. The record is from RefSeq and is a predicted model, not a curated record. The transcript has a single exon.
AUGGCAGACGAACCGCAGUCCACGGACCCAGAGCCGGCGCCAGCGGCGGAAGAUGAGACGAAGACGACCGCCGAUCUGGCCGAGAAGGCCAUGGAGAUGCUGAAUGGAGGCCUUGUCGUCACACUUCCCGAACCUGCGCAACGCAGCAGGAGCUACAGGGAGCUUAUCCUCCAGGAAAUGAACUGGAUGGCCUGCGACUACUAUCAUGAACGCAGAUGGAAAGUGCACGCAGGGAAACAGAUAUGCAUUGGCAUCAAGGAUUCGGCAUUGGACCGCAAGAAACUCAACAAGAAUUGGAUCGCAAGCGAGUGCACGCUGCAUAUGAAACGAUUCUGGGCUGGCAUAAUUGCAAACGCGCAGCAUCAUGCAAUCGUCUCGGAUGAGCUCGCAGAGUACUGCGCCAGCAUCGCCAAUAAGUAUAACGACCACCUGCAUACGGACACCGGAGACGUUACGAGGGACUAUGAUGUGGGAGAAAGGGACAUCAUAGCCAUUACGGUUCCGGUGGUGAAGCUGAAAGAGGGAAACUCCGCAAUCGUAAAGACCCGUACACAGAAAAACGAGGUGCUUGAGGCGACAAUACUAAGCAUGCAGUCCAUGGGAGCGGACUUUUAUAGGCCCCUCUUUAGGCCUCCAGACGACGAGAUGGAUAUGUUUACGAUGCCGCUCAUGGAUCCGGCGCGAGACAACGACUUCAACGCCCUCCUGGUCCAAAGCUUCUGCCUGAAGCAUUGCGACCGUCCACGUGCGUUGUUACGUACAAAGAGUGAGGUUAAGCCGGCUCAGUUGCCGGAGGUCACCAGGAAAUUCGCCCGGCAAACGAAUGAACCCAGCUGCCUUGCAAUGUCAGUCCGUGACUUCGACUUACAGGUCAAGCCUAAACCCACCUUUAGCGGGACCAUGGUCAAAACGCAACUGACGGCGAUAGACUUCGAGCUUCUCGACUCGUGGAUGUUAUCGGACGCCCCGUCGUGGCCCAUGCUCGCUAUUUGCCUAACGUAUAGAUCAAGCGCUAGUGGGUUGCACCGGCACGAAUACGGCACGGAGUACUGCCGAGAUGUUUUCCUUCAGCUGAGCAGGCAACCCAGAGGGCUAGUCAACUCCAGCAGAAGGUUGCUUGGACCCAGGCAGCGAAAUGCAAUCACCACUUUUCUGGACACACCACCUCGGAGGCUCAAGUUUGAGCCUCUGGUUGACUGCGACAAUCAGAACGGGUCUAACGAACAACAUGCAGCGAUUAGCAGGUUAGGAUUACAUGGUCCACACAACUACGGGAGACGUAAGUCUUACAUUGACCCCGUGUCAAGGAAGAGGAAACGCCGGCGCAGCCUUAAAGCACUAUAUUUGGCCUUGCUGCAGAUUGAUAACACGGGUGAAAAAAGCGUCAUAAGUCGUAGCCGCGCUGACGACGGGACGAUCGUAAUCGAUGGCGAAAGUGAAUCCACAAAAGUGAAAGCCGCCCCCGCUGCGACCAACGCGCACGGAAAGAGAAAGAAACGGCAACGCAAACAGAGCAUAGAAGUAGUUGAACAGGAAGGUGCAAAUGGGCCUCAAAUACACUUGCCGUUCUCCAGUUCCGCUGUGAAAGACGUUGGUGAACUGUCCGUCCUUUUCUUGCAGCGAAGCAUCGAAGCCACGCACCCGGAACCUGCCGGGGAAACGUCUCAAUCACAAACCACUCUGUUUCAGGGGGUAGAUAAAGAUGAUGCCAAGGGAGAAAUCAUAGCUCUGCCGAAAAACGCGCGCAUAGAGGUAGCCAUCACCUCGGGGAAUAAGAUGAUACCCCGCUGUCAUAAAAGCGACAGGGAGAUUGAACCCAUGCUGCAUAUGCCAAACGUGCCCUACGGCGAAUAUAGCAACCGGAUGAGCAAACAGCUAAGGGUAGGAUUCCUGGGAAUACCGGCGAAAAUGUUUGCGCAUUCUUUAUUCUACUCGGGGCGGUUCUGCAAGAACAACCGUGUCCGCAGAGUUUCUGUCACAAUCGCAAGCGCGACAAAGAUCAUGAUGCCGCAGCCAAAUAUGCUGUACGCAAGGCUAUUCGAACACGAUGUGGUAGAGAUCUUUGGAAGGUUCAGAACCCACAAUUGGCAGAGGACGCUCGAUCACCCGCCGGACCGACACGGCGAGCAGCUGCUGAAAAAAUACAGCACGGAACUUACUAAUUCACCAUCAAAGAAAUUGAAACCGACGGCAGAUAUGCGCGCAAUAGAAAUAUUGGCUGGCUAUGUGACCAUGAAACUCAGUCGAGGAGAAGGGAAACAGCAGGGUGCACUAGGGACCAAUAAAAUAUUGGUCAAGAGUAUCGAACAGGUCGAUCCAAUCGCACUUCAACAGCAACUGCCACACCUCCACCACGCUCCUGCGCCGCAACAACAACCGCAACAGCACGUGUAUAUGCCACCCAUGCAGAAUAUGCAGAUGCAGGGGCACGGAGUCUCACCGCAUGGCGCCGGGCAACCCAUGAUGAUGCAUCCUGUGAUGCCGCCUCCCAUGAAAAUGGCGCCUAUGCAGAACCCUCAAAUGGCCCAUAUGCCUAUGCACCACGGAUCGAUGUCUCAGGGAGGAAGGACGCCGGGGUCUGCUACGCCAGGAUCCAUGACGCCAGUACCCAACGGUGCAGGACAAAUGGUACCUCCCCCCAUGCAGCAGGGGCACAUGACGCCGGGGUCAUUGACGCCACGACAAAUGGCUCUCAUGAAAAUGCCACCAGGGCCAAUGGCGGCGGGAGGAAUGCAACCUGGACAGAUGACGCCGGGUGGGAUGCAGCCAGGUCAAAUGACUCCUGGGUCAAUGACACCGGGUCAAAUGGCGCCCGGAAAAAUUCCGCCCGGCACAAUGCCCGGGAUGCCACCUAUGCAGCAACAAAUGCAGAGCAAGGCGGCGGCGAUGCAGAUGCACAUGGAACAGAUGAAACGUCGACCACCAAUGCCCAUGCCUGGCAAGCGCAGACCCAUGAUGGCGUACGAGCAAAUGUACCAACCGCAAGUGGCGCCGCCGCCGUACAGGUAUAGGCCUAUGCCGGAUGUCAACAUGAUGAGGAUGCCAAUGUAUCCCGUGGCCAUGUAUAACAAGCAAAUACCGUACCCGAAGACCCACGAUGACCAGUACAGGUCGCCACACAUGCAACGAUAA